UUCCCCUGCGGCGGCCUUCCUCCCUCCCUUUGCCUGUGGCUCCUCCUCUUCUCCCUGUCGCGUCCCUCUUCCCCGUCCCUUUACCUCCGGCUCCUCCCCAAAUCCUGGCUUCUGGGUCCUCCCCUUUGUUCUGCCGCGUUCCUCCUCCCCAUACCGUCACCCUCAGUUCUUCCCCUUUUCCCUUCUGCGUCUCCAUCAGUCUCCUUUACUUCUGACUCCUUAUCCUUGCCUCUAGCUCCUCCUCGCCCUGCCCCCUCACCUCUGGCCCCACUCCCUUUCCUCUGCCGCGUUCCUCCGUUACAGGCCCCCCACCUGCCUCUUCUGGCUCCUCCUCUUCUUCCCUACCGCGAGCCUCCUUCCCGAUCCCGCCCCCUCAUCUGGCUCCUCCCCUUCUUUCCUGCCACACUCCUUCUUCCCGAUCCCGCCCCCUCAUCUGGCUCCUCCCCUUCUUUCCUGCCACACUCCUCCUUCCGACCCGCCCCCCUCCUCUUGCUCCUCCCCUUCCCCCAAGCCGCGCUCCUCCUUCCCGAUCCCGCCCCCUCAUCUGGCUCCUCCCCUUCUUUCCUGCCACACUCCUCCUUCCGACCCGCCCCCCUCAUCUGGCUCCUCCCCUUCCCCCAAGCCGCGCUCCUCCUUCCCGACCCCGCCCCCCGGCCGCCCCUGUCGUGCCCUGGCCGGAAGAGGUGGUGCUAGGGCCGUUGCUAUGAUAACAACCAACAACUGAGAAAGCGGCGAGUUUGGAAGCUGCUUCUUAGGAGGCUGGCCAAGCACUUCAGCGAGAAGAGUUACGUUUCUUACGCAGGAAAAUGUCUAGUCAGGAGGAUAAAUAUGAAGCUCAGAAUAUAGAUGAUUCAACAGAAGAAACUGAUGAUGCUUUUGACACUGUCACUAUUCCGGUUCCCUCAGAAGAGCCUGAAGAGUCAGAUCAAACUGAAGAGCAUGAAUCUGGACUAGAACAAUUCAAUGAGAGCCGUGCACAUGAAUCUGGACUAGAACGAUUCAAUGAGAGCCGUGCACAUGAAUCUGGACUAGAACAAAUCAAUGAGAGCCGUGCACAUGAAUCUGGACUAGAACAAUUCAAUGAGAGCCGUGCAAUGCACGUUGAGGAGCAGAGUGCCCAAAGCUUUUCAAGCAUGGAACCAGACAAUGAACAACUCAUGGAAGAGGUUAUAUCACCAAGACAAGCUUCAUGUACUCCACUAUAUCAUGAAAGGCAAUUUGCAAUGCAGAGUCCAAAUCAUGAUAGUUUGGCAUUUCUGGAUAAAAUAAAGGCUAUAAAGGAGUCUUUACACGAAUCAAAGGAAGAUUCUCUAGCAACAGUAAAAGUUGUACUUACUCCAGUGGGCCAGGAAAUUGUAAUGCCUUUUAAGGUUGAUAUCAUUCUUAAACAUCUCAAGGACCAUUUUUCACACUUAUUUGGAAUCCCACAUUCUAUACUACAGAUAAGAUACUCAGGAAAAAUUCUUAAGAAUAAUGAGACUCUAAUACAACAUGGAGUUAAGCCACAGGAAAUUGCACAAGUGGAAAUCUUUUCUGCAAAUCCAGAUCAGUAUCCAGUCAAAAGAAUAGUUGGAUUAACUGAUGUCUGUCAGAUCAUAACUGUCACUGUCCAAACUGGCAUUGAUCAAUACCAGCAGGUACCUGUUGAGAUUGUCAGAUCUGACUUUCACAAACCAUUUCUUGGUGGAUUCAGACAUAAAAUAACAGGAGUAGAGUAUCACAAUGCUGGAACACAAACCAUACCUAGAAAGAUUCCUGAAAGACCCAAUGUAUUUUGUAGGGAUACACAGACAGUUUUCGAGAAAAAAAAGCUCCAACAAACUACAAAUACAGCAUCUACACAGAUGACUAACAUUGGUGUCUAUGUAUCAAAUAUGACUGACAAACUGGUAACUCCAGGAAAGUAUUUUCCAGCAGCAGAAUACCAUGCUCAAAGACUAAAGGCGGCGAUAGUGAUACAGACUUACUUCAGGCAAUGGCAUGCUAAAACCUUCGUAGAGAACGUAAGAAGACAGAAAAGCUUAAGGUUGGAAUGGGAAAGACAGGAAGAAGUAAGGAAGAUAAGAGAAAAAGAAGAAUGGAUAAAAUUGGACUAUGAUCGGAGGCAUAAUCCUAAAACAAAUGAAGACUUUGAAUUUCUUUAUAAUGCAUUAGAAUUCUGGCGUCAAGAAGAACUUAAACGGAUUAACCAAUCUUUCACUGGAGCUGAAAGGAAAGCUGCCCUAUGUGAACUUCUGGAAAAAGAGGCUCAGAUAAUUGCUUCCAUUGGGAGACACAGAGACAUUGCUUAUAUGGCGACUCAGGAAGCAGCAAUACAAGCUUUUUUGGAUAAGUGUUCAGCUCCAAAAAUAUGGAGGGCACCUAAUGGCAAAACAAUUGAGAUGGAUACACAGUUCACCAUCAGAGCCAGAGAGCUGCAAAAUAUCUAUACGUGCAUUAUGCUGAAAAAUAUCUCUCAGGAUGAGAGGCUGGAUGUGCUCUUAACUCUUAAACACACUGUAAAGGAACAUGAAUGUAAACUAACUCAGGAAAUUCUAGAAUUGAUUGACAGAGAGGUUGACCUUAUGAUGAGAGGAGUCAAACAUCAUAACCUCGAAGGACUCAGAAAAAGAAUUGCGACACUCUUUUUUCAUUAUAUCAAAACACCUCUGUUUAAUCCUCAAGUUGCAAAAUACCUUAAGGUCCCUCAAGACCCAUUGAAAUUUUAUAAGAAGAUUUACUUUUGCCACAGUUGCCAGCUUUAUUUGCCUUCUACAGAGUUUUCUGUAUCAUCCACCUCACGCCGCAUAUACCGGUGUCGUAACUGCAUUAGCCUUGAGAAUGAGGCUCAAAAACGAGAAUCAUUUUUGAAGUACAAAUGUUUACUUCAGCAGCUCUACUAUACAGAAGCUGAUUAUGAAGAUGAUUCUAAAAUUGCUUUCUUGAUGCAGCUACAAGAUAUUCAGUACCUGACAGAGAACAUCUGGGCGUCCCAGUCAGUCCUCAGUGCCUGGGACAAUCUCAGUGAUCUGGCCAUGGUGAGAUGGAAUAAAUCCCUGGAGUGGUCCCCCUGGAACUGUAUUCUUCUUACCAAGGAUGAAGCAGCUGCUCAUCUCAAGCUAACAAGUAUUGAAGAGGGAUAUGAACCCUCAUUUAUUCACAAGAUCAAACACAAACAUAUCCUGGCUAAGAACUAUUUUUCUCAGAUUCCAGUGCUGGCUUCAUUUAUACUUGAUGAUGGUGAAAUAGAUGAGAUCAGACAGAAAUAUCGCUCAGACACGACACCUAAGAUUAUAGAAUCCCAGAGGCCUCCUCCUUAGAUGAUCCAGGAGUAUUGGUUUGAUGAUCGGUAUUUUGUUCACUGCUAAUAGGGUAAUACAGAGGUCACAGAGUGUGGAAAUGAAAUUUAAUCUGUUUAUUGAUUUUGUUUUUUGUUUUUUAUGUUAUUUUGAGUUCUAUAAAGAGAAAACAUUUCUAUAUAUGUGUUUUGUUGUUAGGACGUCAGUGCUAAAUUGAAAUACAAUUUUGUUACUGAAAUUAAUAUUUUGCAUUACAGAAAACAUUUUAAAAUGUAUUUUCACAUUAAAUUUUUAAAAAUUUCAAGUAUAUUAUAGUUAAAAUCUAACAGCCAAAUAAAAACUAGACUUAACUUUCACGUUAUUUAUUUUAGAUAAAAUGUAGUUAUAGGAAGCUAAUCAGUAUAGGGAUGGGAGGAAACAUAAAAUGCUCUUUCUUGAAAACUUCUAUAAGUAGGAUAAAAGAAUGUAUAUUUUAGUAUAUACAUUUGAAUUUUUGCAGUUUAUUGUGUGCUUUCAUCUUCCAUCUUUCUCAUAAUCCCAAUAAAACAAUUGAAACUAUUUGUAAAUUAACAUAAAACUUUCAUUCUAGAGCUAUUAGCAUAUGCAAGAAAAACUCCCUGUGGGCAAUGGUGAAACUCUGUAAGAAGAAUAAACUUGAUUAAAUAAGCCAUAAGAACCCACUUCUCCAAUAAACUAAAGGAGUGACCUUGACCACAUAGAGGUUAGGGACCUAGUGAUGAACAAUGGUUUGCCAGUCAGUCUUAACAAGAAAUGAAUGGCACACUCAAUAUAGCUUAAGCCAAGGAGAGUUUAUUUACAAAGGGCCUUAUUACAAGGUGUGGGUAGUGUGUAGGGAAACUUAAGGAAUAAUAGUGCAGGAACCCAGGGCCAGUAUCAGACAGGCCAUCUCUCUCUAGUCUCAAAUGAACUUAGGGAGAAAGUCUGAGAACCCAGAGAGAAUGUAAAGAAGAUAAUAGAGGCUCAGUGACUAGCUGUGAAGGGAACAGCCAGCCAGGCAUAGGAGAAUCUCAUGAACUAGAGAAAUACUCAAUUUCAUACUUCUCCCUUCCUCCAGUCUCCUGCUUGGGUUUCUCACUGGCCAAACCCAAAAGGAAAGCAGAAGGGGUAGGAGUUAGUGGACAUAAUUUUUACGGCUUCAAGGCAAAGAGCAAGGGAAGAGUAUGUAAGGGGGAAGAGUAGAUUUGGAGGGCUAAAUAGACAGUAUCCAGGUGGAGAAAAAAUUAAAAGUGAAAAUCCUUAAUUCAAAUAGCAGUAUUUUACCCACUAUCACACACAACAUAAUUAUAUAUACAUAAAGACAUAUGAAUUUUGUUGUAAUUUCAGUCAACAAUUAAUGAGGCUGUUCUCUUAAGUUUAGUGAAUUUUAGAAGUUAAAUAUUUGUUCUAUCUCAAUAUUUGACAACAUUUUAGCAACACAUUUUGUAGGAUAUCUAAAAUUUUUCCUUGCUUGGCCAAAGCACAGCACAUGGCACUUGUUAAGAAAGUAACAUCCAGGAGGAAAUUGCCAUAAUGUAGUCCUUGUUAAGAUCUCAUAGACAAAUCUGGUACCUCUCUAAACAAUAAAUUACAGGUGGGACUAGAUUGGGGACCAUUUUGAUCACUAAUAAACUGGCAGCAAUUUAGCACAGACAAAUGCAGGUUUCCACUGGAAUGUCAAUGGCUAGAUAUUUUAUAAGACGCUUCAGGAGAAUCCCAUAGCUCAGAGAAGGAAGGGCUGGGGAGGAAGCAGGGCGGGUUGGGGUGGCAGGCAGUGAGAAGAAAAUAGCCAGAGAUGGGGAAAUAAAGGAUUUUAGAAUUCCCCUGUUGACCCAAGGGUGAAACAGCUGGAAUGGAAGACUUACUGAGUAAAACGGAGAGGCGAGGACAGGAAAUUUGAAGUCUGAAAGAGGUGAGGGUAUGUAUUCCCUCGGUUUCUCCUAUCUGCUUUUUGGUCUUAUGCUGGUCACUGUUACAACUCCACACGAGAUGGUCAUGGGGGCAGUGAUAAAGAUAAUUCUAUCAGAAGGAAAAAAAUUCUAUCAGAAGGAAAAGGUGGUACAUUUUUUGUGGGAUGAGAGAUGGCUGCUAGUAUAAAUUUAAACAGAUCUAUGGGAAGCAGCUAAAAGGUUGUUCAACAGAAGAGACCUGGGAAGAAUUAUGCUGGAAACUUGGUGAUAAGGAGUUCUGGGGGAGAUGCAUGUGGAUAGGCGUGACCAAGGUGAGAGUGCUCCGGGUGGCAUUCGCUGCAGAAGAAGCUGUCAGUAUUCAAAUGGACAAGGCAAUUCCUCCUGCGGAUGCCAGUCAGCUUCUUUUGCUAUCCUUUCUGGUGGUUACUCCAUGGGUCCAUUUACAAAGUGACUAUGAUGGUAGAGAUGGAGCUUAUUCAUGGGCUUAACCACAGAGAUUUUUUUCACAAAGGUUGAUUUGGCUACUGCCACUGCUAGGUGUCUAACCUACCAACAACACAGGCCAAUAAAAGGCCACAAAGGGGCAUUAUUCCCCAGGAAAACUAUCUGGCCAUCUGGUGACUGGUUGAUUAUGUUGGAUCCUUUCUGUUAUGGAAUGGGCAAACAUUUUUUUUUCUCAUGAAUAUAGAUUUUUAUUAGACAUAUGGAUUUUCUUCUAUGUUUACAUUAUUUCUGUCUAUACAAUCAUUCAGGUUUGUACAGAAAGCCUUACUCAUCACUAUGGUAUCACAAAUUACAUUGCCUUCAACGAAGGAACUCAUUUUACAGAGAAGGAAGUGAGACAAUGGAUUCAUGCUCACUGAAUUCAUUGGUUUUACCAUGUCUUUAUCACCUACCUAUAUGUGCCUUUAUAAAAUCAAAUGAACUAGCCUACUAAAUGGUGAGUUUGGGCACUGUCUGGGUGACAAUACCCUACGAGGUUAGAGUGCUUUCUGACAGGAUGCAAUGAAUGCCUAAAAUAAUUGGCUAUAUUUGGUGCUGUCUACUUCACAGCCAGAAUUCACAGGUUGGGAAAUCAUGGGUAGAGCUGGCUAAUAGAUACUACUGUCUCUCCUAUUUUUAGAAUGCAUGGAACUGGAGACAAAAGAAUAAAGCAGAGGGUGACCUCUUUCACUAUUAUACCACAUAACCUACAUAAAGAAUUAUCAUUUCCCAUCCCUUUGGCCUUGGACUCAAUGGACUUGGAGGUCUUAAUGUCCAAGGAAGGAGUUUCUCCAGGGAACACAGUAAUAUUUCCAUUGAAUCAGAAUUUGAGACUCACAAAGCAAUUCUUUAGAGUCCAAAUAGUUAAGUGUGUCUUCCUAAAUCAACAGGCUAAAAUUUCUACUUUCCAUAAGUUGAAAGCUACCAAUAGCUAGUUGAAAACAGCAUUUUCAUAUUUUUUUAUUAUAAGAUUAUUUUAUUCUCACCAAUUUUCUAAGUUAUAGUCUCUGGCAACUCUAAAUGAUAUUCCAGGAGUGUAUCCAGCAAAGCAAUAUGGUGUAUCACAUCUAAUGGCGCCCUCGCUGUGAUAAUAGGGCGCCAUUAGAUGUGAUACACCAUAUUGCUUUCUGGAUCCAAGAGCUGCCUAUAGGGAUAAUAAUAUAUGAUUACAUAAUGAACAUCAUAAAACAUCAUUUUGGAUUCCAAAAACUAACACACACUGUAUUUCGUAGAACAGUAAUAUAUAUUUCAAAGUGAGACUCUUUCAGAGGGAGACCUGAAAAAGAAUUGAAUCAAGAAAAUAGUAUGUUAGGUGCUCUUGGUUAGGAGAGUUCUGAUAAUCCUUUUAAUGCAUGGCAGAUUAAAAUAAAACAAUUCUUAUGUACCUCUAACACACAUAGAAGACAGAUUAAACUAUUAUUAAUGAUUUUAAAAUUUAAAAACAUACCUAUACUAAAUUUUGCUCCUGAUAAUUCAGAAGGAAAUAUUUAUGUAAAAUUAUACAUUUAUGGAAUCAGGAAAGGAAAAUACAUACUAAACUAUGAACCUUUCAGAUAUGAGUAACUGGCAGUAAUGACAGAGUCAAUGUCUGCUUUUCAUAGCAACUUGUCAACAGUUAUGUUUGUGAAACAUAAACGGAAUUUGAAUUUCUUCACUUUGACGCACAAUGCUGAAUAAAUUCCAACAUAGGCAUGCUGUAAGUGAUGCUCUCAGAUUCUAGAGAGUUGACAUUUUUACAUCAUUCAAAACAAAUUAAGAACAUAUCAAAACUGAGUUCAGAAAUGUCUAAUUAUUGCUGACUCAAGUCACUUAGUGUGAAGAUGACCAUGAGGGAUACAGAAACAAAUAGAUCUUGAGCGGAAUAUGAAAGUUUUUGCACCAGUCAGAAGUCUAUAUUUUUCUGACUCUGACAAAGUAAUUUACUGGCAUUGGGUUUUUCAUAUCAGUAUUAGAUUUGUGAAGUGAAUUAGGUACAAGCACAAGUUAUGAAAGAAGGAGAUUGGAUUAUUUUUUCCUAAUAGCUUUUAUGUUGCCAUCUAUGCUUAUAAGCCUAUCUCUCUUUGGUAAUAUGCAUUUCCACAUGCUGGGUUCCCCUCCCUGCCACCCCCACCGUGGUAUUUUUUUCUACCUUCACUUCCCUGUUUCUGCUUAUUCCAAUUUUAUGCAUUUUUCAAGAUCAGCCUAAUUGUAUCUUAUUCAUUCAUUUACUCAUUUAUUCCAAAACUUAUUUAUUUAUUGAGUUUAAUGUGGGCUGGUUGUUAUGCCUUGGGGCCGCAGUGUAAAGUAACAUAUUAUCCAUACCCUCAAGGAACCCAUGUAGACAGGCUGAUAGUUUCUGUGUCUAUGUCUGUUAAGUGAGGUGGGAAACACUUCAGCAGCACGGGUGUUAAGAAUUAGAAUGUCUUUGUGAAAGCAUACGGAACACAGGAAUUGUGUAAUGUCUGUUAAAUGAAUAACAUUUGCUUGUUUAUAUUGUUUUGGAAGACAGCAUGAUUUUUUUGUUGUUUAUUUUAUAUGCAGAAUGUGGGAUGAAAACAGGCAGAAUUAGACUUCCCUUCUAAUGACUGACUAUUUCUUGUAGUAGCAUAUGUAGUUGUGAACCCUAGAACAGUGACAGGACAUGGUGGAAAUUUGCCCUACAGCCCUUGUAGCCUAAUUCCAGUUUAGUGUCGUUUUUAGUGUCGUUCUUUAUCUUUACUGUUUCCUUUUGAUGUAUAUGAAAACUAUUGAAAAUAAAGCAAUAUUUCCAUUUACUCUCCCUCUUUCUUUUCCUCUUUCUUCCUCUCCUUUACUUUUUUUUUUUCUUUCCUUCUCUCAAAAAAAAGGAAAUCAACUUGUAAACCUCUAGAUCCAGGUCGGCAAUGUCUCUUUCAUUGCUUGAUUUCCUUUCUUUCCUUCCCUCCCUCCCUCCCCGCUUCCUCCCUUCCUUCCUUCCUUCCUUCCUUCCUUCCUUCCUUCCUUCCUUCCUUCCUUCCUUCCUUCCUUCCUUCCUCCCUACCGUCCUUAUUCCCUUCCUUCCUGCCUUCCUCCCCCCCACCCAAAAAAAAAAAAAAGAAAAGAGACAGACCUCUGCUUUAUAAAGGUGAAGGUUCCAGGUGUAUGAAGAGGGAACAGCUACUGCUGAUACUUUGCAGCUAUGAAUUUAAAGAGUUUAUUACAAACUUUCUGUGGCACUUCCUCAGAAAAUACUUCUUCCCCUUCACAAGAGCUUGAUCUGUAAAUGGAUUGUUCAGUUUCUCUCCUCCCACUCAGCUUGGCUUCUGUUUGGCAGUUUCCAGUGAUCUUCCUAACCUGCAUUUAUCUUUCCCAAAUUAGAGGCAGCUGGGCAAUUUUAGGGAGGCAACAAUUCAGUAAUUCUCUCUCUUCUAAUUUGUAAAGCCAGUAAUUCUCUCAAACUUCAGGAGACUGAUUGGCUUGGAAACAAAAGAACUGUAAUGUGGUCUUAAACUUUUCAGGCUUAAUUGUUUUACAAAUAUUCUAUAACGAUGUGAAAGUUUAAAGAAUAUCUGUUAUUAGAAUAAAUAAACAUUAUGUAUUGUGAUAGCACUAUUCUCCUUACCUGUUUUUAACUUGGUAUGAAUAGAACUGGAAUUUAUUUCCCACUGUAAGUAAGAAACUAGUAUUUAAUUUCUAUUAUGCACAUCAAGUAGCUAGGAAUGGGACUGUUGAAUUGAAAUUUUUAAAAAAGUUUCUUUAGAAUAAAGAAUAAGAAAUUAUCACCUGCUAAACAAAAUUCCAGUUCUGUAUUUGUAUUACAAAGUAUAUUUUUGUAAUUGUUUUCUUUGAAGAAAAUUCCAGAGAUUAUUUUUAGAAAAAAUUUGAUGUCUGCUAUUUUUCCUCUGCUUUUAAAUUACAUUAUUAUUUUACCUACCACAUCUUGAUCUACCUUUUUAACCAUCUUUUCUACACUCCUGUGCAAUAAUUCUUAGAGGUAAAUUUCAUUGUGUAAACAACAAUGUCACAUAUUGGCUAGGCUUUCUCCAUGAAGUGUGGCAUGUGAAGGAAAGCAGCCUUAGGUAUUUGAUAACUCAUAACAAUACUUUGUUUUAAAAACAUUAAUACACAGUAUAAAGGCUAUGAAAAAAUUAAAUAAUAAAGCAUUAUUCUUUUAUUAAAAGCAAUAUUUUUGAGGACAUAAAUCUGACAACCUAUAAUGGCACUCAUAAAGAAGAUUCCAAAUUCUCAAAGGAAUGUUUUAUUUUCAAGUCUUUGGCUCUUUCUUUAUUUGGGUUGUUUGUCUUGUUGUUGAGGUAUAAAUGAUCUUUAUAUAUUCUGGAUACAGGUAUUUCAUCAGGUCCAUGAAUUAUAGAUACUGUCUCUUGCAAUCUGUGGCUUUUGGUUUAACUUUGUCAUGUUUUUCACAGGUAACAGUUUUCAAUUUGUUACACCCCAGUUGAUAAAUUGUUUCUUUCAUAGUCAAUGCAUCUUAUGUCCUCUUUACAAAAAUUUUGCCUUCUCCAGGGUUAAGCAGACACUGUGUAUAUACAGAAUUUCUACCAAUAUAACCUCCUUUAUUUCUGACA
This is a messenger RNA of Callithrix jacchus (white-tufted-ear marmoset), 10191 nucleotides long. It is a transcript of the gene IQUB, whose product is annotated as IQ motif and ubiquitin domain containing. Gene Ontology annotation, cellular component: acrosomal vesicle; motile cilium. Gene Ontology annotation, biological process: flagellated sperm motility; cilium assembly. Gene Ontology annotation, molecular function: protein binding. The record is from RefSeq and is a predicted model, not a curated record. NCBI's taxonomy places the organism in Eukaryota, Metazoa, Chordata, Mammalia, Primates, Cebidae.